Molecule: messenger RNA, 348 nt
Organism: Anisakis simplex (herring worm)
Lineage: Eukaryota; Metazoa; Nematoda; Chromadorea; Rhabditida; Anisakidae
Source: the annotation of a GenBank genome assembly
AUGGCGUAUCGAAUGAAAGCACCGGCUGGUGUUAUCGUGAUCGGGUCGGCUGAUAACAAUUUACAUGUGAACGUUUUGCGCUUAUGUAUUGAACGAUUCACACAACGUACUGUUGAGCGAGCGUUACUGGAUGAUAUUGUCGACUUCAUGGAACGUUACUGUUCACGAACGUCAAAGAAUGUUUUGCCACUGAGACCAAUUUUGCCACGUGAGACCAACGAUGUGGAUCUGUCCAUAUUCAAAGGAUCGUCAAAUUCGAACUUUUCGCCGCGUUACGUUCCGGCUGCCGAGAAACGUGAACUGCAGUCGACAAAACUACAAGGGAAACGACCGUUUAUUGACUGGUAA